Messenger RNA from Nannospalax galili (Upper Galilee mountains blind mole rat), 499 nucleotides. Its product is annotated as nuclear body protein SP140-like protein. Lineage: Eukaryota; Metazoa; Chordata; Mammalia; Rodentia; Spalacidae. The record is from RefSeq and is a predicted model, not a curated record. The annotation marks the transcript as partial. Gene Ontology annotation, biological process: regulation of transcription by RNA polymerase II. Gene Ontology annotation, cellular component: nucleus. Gene Ontology annotation, molecular function: DNA-binding transcription factor activity, RNA polymerase II-specific. The transcript has 5 exons.
AUGUUCAGGGCCUCUGGGAGUGCAGGGGAGGUGACAGGAGGAGGCGGUGGACUCAGCAGCAGGGAAAUCACGGAGGAGCAGGCUUUCUAUGAUCUCACUUUCAAGCACUUCAAAGAAAGUAAGGUGGAGAUCUCCAGUGCCAUCACAAAGUCAUAUCCUUUCCUAGAGAUCCUCCGAGACCGAGACUUCAUCUCUGAGCAGAAGUAUAAACUUCUUCGAAAAAAGUGUGAGAACCUGGUUCAAAUGAACAGAGUGAUAUAUGACUUCCUCAGUGACCUGGAGAAGGUGUUUAGCCAGUCACUUCUGAGGGUGAUGUUCAGCCAAAGGAAUCUGAAGGAAUAUCCUGGCUUAAUGAAGAUUCUCAGAAGCUUCCCAGUUGAAGCCCAGCAGAAGAUCAGCACCCAACCAAGCCAUGAGCAAGAUCACAGAGGUGACAGUUUGGAAGUGUGGGGAGGAGCAAGUCACGACACCUUGAAAUCACCACCAAGAUCUAUUCCAG